AGUGAACAAUCACUGACAUAACUGAAAUUAGUGAAAGCAAAGCUUAUCCGAGAGAUCAAAUAUCCCCAAAAGAGCAGAACACGCCCUCUAAUCCCUAGUGUAAUGGAAUCUGCAUCAUGAAAAAUUAACUGUGCUUCAUCCUCGAGAAUGCAUAGAUUUUAACUAUGCCUCAACCUCGAGAAAUGAUGCAAUCAAUGUGAUUGUGAUGCAAGAUUAUCCUUUAUCUUCACUCAAUUUGAGCGUAUUUUCACCCGAAACUCCAAAAUAAUUCAACAUCACCUAGAGUUUCUCCUUUCUUUUUUGGAAGAAAACAAAUAGUACUCCAUUUGAUUCCAAUAAGUGGCUGAAACGAUGUCGUCUGGGGCCGCUCUGUAGUUUUUACCUACAUAAUCGAUGGAGGGGCAUAUUUUGACGGUGAAAGUGGUUUCAAUUUCAUCAGCGAAGGAAGGACAGGCGGCGAUGCGGCGUCGCAGAGCGAUGGUGAGGUUGGACAGACAAUUGGAGAAGGGGAAUUGCAAGGCGGCGUUAUCUCUCAUGAAGCAGUUCAAGGCUCAUCCUGCCGGCUUUAUCCGGGGCUUCGGUGCCGCCGCUGUCCCAAAGGUCUCUGGAAGAGUAACAUCUUUUGAUUUAGCUGGGAGGAGCAAAAAAUCAUCUCUGCAGUUAGUAAUUGAUGCGAUCCUUCAAUCCCUGAAGCGUAGUCUAGAGUUUCAAUUGCAGGAGGAAGAAGUAGAAAUCUUGCCAAAAGAUAUUAGACAAAUUACAGAUGCAGAAAGUUGUGAUUCUAUAUAUGAAGAUCGCCAGAUGUGCUUGCAACAUGAAGCUGGUCACUUUCUAGUUGGCUAUAUGCUUGGGGUCUUGCCCAGAAGAUACAAAGUACCGAGCAUAGAGGAUCUAUUGCAGGACAAGCUUGCUUGUGGGAAGGUGGAAUUCAUUGGCUUUGAAUUUCUUAGGGAAGUUGGUAUUGAUCCCAUGUCAAAUAGAACCUUCUCCAAAGGGAAGCUCAAUAAAGAGACUCUCAAGACAUUUUCAUGUGUGAUACUUGGUGGUAUGGCAGCAGAACACCUGCUAUUUGGAUACUCGGAGUUACUGCACUCGGAUGUUGAGAAGUUUGCUAGGGUACAUAGGUGGCUGGGUUUCACAGUGGAUGAGGUUGAUUUUGCGCAUAGGCAGGCUGCAGAAGCUACGGUCUUACUAUUGUCAUCUCAAAUGGAAGCUCUAUCUAGGCUAGCUGAGGCCAUGGCUUUGGGUGGAUCAGUUGGUUUUUGCAUUGAGACCAUUGAGCAUACGUUAAGCUGGAACAAUAAGCUGUGAAACUUUGGGCUGUUUUAAGCUAGCAUGCGUAAAUAGACGCUAAUAAGCAACUUUUGCUGAUGCAUAUUAAUUUGUUGUUUUUUUAA
Molecule: messenger RNA, 1397 nt
Organism: Salvia splendens (bonfire salvia)
Lineage: Eukaryota; Viridiplantae; Streptophyta; Magnoliopsida; Lamiales; Lamiaceae
Exons: 7
Coding region: 394-1311 (305 amino acids)
Biological process (GO): proteolysis
Molecular function (GO): ATP-dependent peptidase activity; ATP binding; metalloendopeptidase activity
Source: RefSeq, a predicted model, not a curated record